This is a messenger RNA of Strongylus vulgaris, 480 nucleotides long. The record is from the annotation of a GenBank genome assembly. Lineage: Eukaryota; Metazoa; Nematoda; Chromadorea; Rhabditida; Strongylidae.
AUGAUACAUAUCUCUUCGUCAAGCAAGAAGAACCGCAAAAAUCGUACAAAACGGCAAGAGAAACCACCGUACAGUUACAUAGCUCUUAUUGCAAUGGCUAUUCAAAAACGACCGGACAAAAGGGCAACAUUGGCAGAGAUCUAUACAUUCCUACAGGAGCAUUUUGAUUUCUUUCGAGGGGAAUAUGUAGGAUGGAGAAAUUCCAUAAGGCAUAACCUUUCGCUGAAUGAUUGCUUCGUCAAACUGCCGAAGGAGGCUGGAGAGAGAGGUCGCAAGGGUCAUAAAUGGACAAUAUCCGACAACUGCGAAUUUCUCUUGGAAGAAGGCGCAUUUCGACGACGUCCACGUGGCUAUAAAGCGAGGAAAAGACCCAUGUAUGGUCAAUUCAACCAGGUCAGCAAGAAUCCAGGGUCAGCAGUCCCUUCUGUACAAUGCGCAACUGUUCCCGAAGUGUCCGUCUUGAUGUUAAGGGUACCUUAA